AUGACGGAAUGGCAGAGUUUUGAUGAUUUGUUUAAUUCUAUUCUGUCACACGCUCCUGAACUGCCAGACGUUGAACGUUUUGAGUUUCUGAAAAUGUCUUUAAAGGGUGAAGCCUUGUCAUUGGUGUCCCACCUUGCGUUAACGGCUACAAACUAUUCUAGUGCGUGGAAAAUCUUGCGUUCUCGUUAUGGCAACAAACGUGAUCUCGCCCGCAUUCACCUCGAUGCUCUUCUUGCUAACCAGAAGGUUAAGGCAAAUGAUGGUACAUCUAUACAAACUCAGAUCAAUACGAUCUUAGAGAACACUGCGGCCCUGGACAACCUCGAUUUCGUGACACGCCAGUGGAGUCCGCUUCUGGUGCAUGUCGUUGAAAAACACCUCGACUACGAGCUACGUGCUAGGUGGGAAUUGGUCGUUGGGGAUAACCAUUAUCCACAAAUAUCUGAAUUUGUCGACUUCCUGCGUACGCAUCUGCGAUCUGCGGAAAUCUAUUCUACUUGUACCUCAGUUGACCGGUCAGACAGUGUGUCCAAACCCCACAAGUCAGCAAAACAACCAAAUUUCAAACCUCGUUCAUCAUCCACCGUUCUAGCAACUACUUCUAGUCACUCACCAGUUAAGCCGUGUCCACUCUGUAAUGCGCCUCAUUCAAUAAGAUUAUGUAAAAAAUUUACUGACAAGCCUCCGAAUGAACGCUUUAAUAUCGCAAAGACUCAUCGUUUGUGCAUAAAUUGCCUUGGAUUCGGUCAUUCUUCAAUGAGUUGCACCUCAAAGUAUAAAUGUCAGUUGUGUAAACGAAGUCAUCACUCGUUGUUACAUUUUGACGCAACUACUGCUGCCACUACGUCCUCAGAUUAUGUGCCCUCGGGUAGUGUCCCACAUGCUGCGACCUGUCUUGUGCGAGGCCUGCCUCAGAGUGUCGUGUUGUUGUCUACAGCCCUCGUUGAUGUAUAUGCUGCUGAUGGCCGACGCCAUGUCUUGAGAGCCUUGUUGGAUUGCGGUUCACAAGCCAGCUUCAUCACCGAGAAAGCGUGUUGUGCUCUAAUGCUUCGUCGGUAUCAUUCACCUGUUAAUGUUUCUACGUUCGCUAGUACAGUUUCGACGUGUAUUCGUGGGAAAUGUAGUAUAAAUAUUGUUCCCUGUGGCCUACAAGCACCAUCAGUUUCUACUGACGUCUCAAUAAUUUCUAAAAUCACUGGGCCCACUCCUCAAUCACCGUUAAUAACUGGGCAGUGGACACAUAUUCAGAAUUUACCCUUAGCAGAUCCAUCAUACAACAUCCCUGGUGCGAUCGAUUUGUUAUUGGGAGCCGACCUGUUACCUUCGAUUUACCUGGAUGGUUUGCAAAGAGGUCUGGUUGGUGAACCUAUCGCCAUGAACACUAUAUUUGGUUGGGUUCUCUUGGGACCAAUGGAUUCAUGUGAUCGUUCUUCCAUUACUACAAUGUGUCUAACUAUCUCAGAACCCCUUGAUUCGCUAUUGAAACAAUUCUGGGAACUUGAAGAACUGCCUAUCACCUGCCAUUUGAGCCCCGCUGACCUUGCCGCAGAACAACUCUACCAAUCAACUACAACCCGUUUAAGUUCCGGACGUUUUGUCGUCUCGCUUCCGUUUCUUAAACCAUUACCGUUGCUCGGCGAUUCGAAGACGUUGGCUCUCCAGAGAUUCAAGGCCCUUGAGUUCAGACUAAAUCGUAAUAACACCCUAAAGACUCAGUACGCUGAAUUUAUGCGCGAUUACUUGACUGCUGGUCAUAUGGAGCUAAUCCCACCAGCGGAGCACGGAAAUCCGUAUCAUUAUUAUAUUCCGCACCAUUGUGUUAUCAAACCAGAUAGCCUUACUACCAAAUUGAGGGUGGUGUUCAACGCAUCUGCCAAGACUUCAGCCGGUAUAUCACUUAAUGAAAGUAUGUACACGGGCCCCAAACUCCAACCAGAUAUACAACGUGUUCUACUACGUGCUCGUCUGUGGAAGUAUCUAUUCAUGGCUGAUAUAAAACAAAUGUAUCGCCAGAUCCUCGUUAGACCCGAAGACAGAGAUUACUUGCGGAUCUUGUGGAGAUUUUCAUCUACCUCUCCCAUUGACGAAUACCGUCUGUGUACUGUGACGUACGGAACAUCAGCAGCACCCUUCCAAGCACUCCGUACCGUCCGUGAAUUGGCCAGUGUCGAUGGCGCAAGUUGGCCGAUAGCUGCUUCGGUCUUGUUGAACGAUACCUUUGUCGAUGACAUUCUUACAGGAGCAAACACAACAGAAGCUGCUCUUGAAUGUCAAUCUCAACUAAUCAAUCUGUGUGCGAUGGCACGAUUUCAAUUGCGAAAAUGGGCCAGUAAUAAUACUCAGCUUUUAGAGACUGUUGCUGACGAUGCCCGUGCCAUGUCUCCAUCUGUUCUCUUUGAUAGUAGUGAACACUCAAACCUAAAGGUCCUUGGUUUAAAGUGGGAUCCAUUAGCUGAUACUUUCUCGUUUAAAGUGCACCCGUCGAAAGUUCACCCAACUAAGCGUACAGUGCUCUCAGAUAUUGCUAGGGUUUUUGAUCCUUUAGGUUUAAUGUCUCCUAUCACCUUCUGGACAAAAUACCUAAUGCAACGCCUAUGGACGUCAGGCGUGUCGUGGGACGAUCCGAUACCCGCUGACAUAGAGACAUCCUGGUCAAGGUAUCAGUCUGAGUUACACUUGAUUGAACAUAUCCCUAUCCCACGACGUCUCACCUGGGAUAACAUGGUUUCGAUGCAGCUCCACGCGUUUUCCGAUAGUUCCGAAAAGGGGUAUGCUGCAGCCAUUUAUCUUCGAGUUGAAACUACAACAGAAAUCCACUGCCAGCUUAUAACCGGUAAGUCAAAGGUGGCGCCUCUCAAGAAAACCACGAUUCCACGGCUUGAAUUGUGCGGAGCUGUACUUGCUGCAAAGCUGCUGAAGUCGGUAACAACUACCUACAACGAGCGCAUGAAGAUUGAUGAAACCUAUGCGUGGACUGAUUCUACAACUGCCUUAGCUUGGAUCCAAUCAUCACCGCAUCGUUGGGCCACCUUCGUAGCCAAUCGUGCUAGCCAAAUCCAAGAGCUCACAGCCCCAUCAAUUUGGCAUUACGUCCCCACUCAAGAAAAUCCAGUUGACUGCGCGUCUCGCGGGUUAUUCCCCUCAGAACUGGUAAACCAUCCCCUGUGGUGGACCGGUCCGGCUUUCUUGAAGGAAUCGUCUGACAAAUGGCCAACGUUAUCUGUCCCACAAUUGAACGACCACAAUCCUCUGACUCAUUCUGAGGCGAAGAAAGCUACUGUACUUCUCGUAAAUGCUGAAGUAUCCCUUGUAAGGUUGCUGACUCGAUUUUCUUCGUUAGACAAAAUUCUUCGUAUUGUCUCAUACAUUUAUAGAUUUGUCGGUUUUCGGCCGUCAACUGCGACAACCGCAAUUGUAAGCGCGGAAGAAUUUGUACGCGCUCUUCAUGGGCUCAUCCGUGGUGUCCAACAAGAGAUAUUUCUCGAUGACUUAACACGUCUAAAAAGGGGCGAUCGUUGUUCAAAAACCCUCCGUCCCUUAGAUCCAUUUAUUGAUGAGAAUGGGUUACUCAGAGUGGGCGGUAGACUUCAUAAUGCUGAAAUACCAUAUGACCAUAAGCACCCAAUUUUGUUGCCAUCCAGACACUGA
Acyrthosiphon pisum (pea aphid) is the source of this 3648-nucleotide messenger RNA. RefSeq lists its product as uncharacterized. The record is from RefSeq and is a predicted model, not a curated record. The coding region runs from base 1 to 3648 and encodes 1215 amino acids. The transcript has a single exon. NCBI's taxonomy places the organism in Eukaryota, Metazoa, Arthropoda, Insecta, Hemiptera, Aphididae.